Colletotrichum siamense is the source of this 2400-nucleotide messenger RNA. It is a transcript of the gene dbp-4, whose product is annotated as ATP-dependent RNA helicase dbp-4. Gene Ontology annotation, biological process: rRNA processing. NCBI's taxonomy places the organism in Eukaryota, Fungi, Ascomycota, Sordariomycetes, Glomerellales, Glomerellaceae. Gene Ontology annotation, cellular component: nucleus. The record is from RefSeq and is a predicted model, not a curated record. The coding region runs from base 1 to 2400 and encodes 799 amino acids. The transcript has 2 exons. Gene Ontology annotation, molecular function: RNA helicase activity; nucleic acid binding; ATP binding.
AUGGCGACCCCCGCGAAGGCACCCGCCAAGGGACCUGCGAAGCGAUCCAAGACCCUGAAGAGGGAUACAAGGGUGGAAAAGCGAAAGCAGCAGUUGCAGAGCAUCGAGCAGCUCGAGAAGGCCGUCGCCGACUUUGACCCCAAGGGCGAAUUCACAUCCUUCUCCGAACUCCCCCUCUGCGAAGCGACCGCCACAGGCCUCGAGAAAUCCCACUUCCAGACCCUCACCGACAUCCAGUCCCGCGCCGUGCCCCUCGCCCUCAAGGGCCGCGACAUCCUCGGCGCCGCAAAGACCGGCUCCGGCAAGACCCUCGCGUUCAUCAUCCCCGUCCUCGAGAAGCUCUACCGCGCGCGAUGGACCGAGUUCGACGGCCUCGGCGCCCUCAUCAUCUCCCCGACCCGCGAGCUCGCCGCGCAAAUCUUUGACGUCCUGCGCAAGGUCGGCCGUAACCAUGCCUUCUCCGCCGGCCUGGUCAUCGGCGGCAAGAGUCUCAAGGAGGAAGCCGAGCGUCUGUCCAAGAUGAACAUCCUCGUCUGCACACCCGGCCGCAUGUUGCAGCACCUCGACCAGACCGCCGGCUUCGACGUCGACAACCUCCAGAUCCUCGUCCUCGACGAGGCCGACCGCAUCAUGGACAUGGGCUUCCAGUCCGCCGUCGACGCCCUCGUCGAGCACCUGCCCCAGACCCGCCAGACCCUCCUCUUCAGCGCCACGCAGAGCAAGAAGAUCUCCGACCUCGCCCGCCUCUCCCUCAAGGACCCCGAGUACGUCUCCGUCCACGAGGAGACCACCCCGAAGAACCUGCAGCAGCACUACAUCGUCACCCCGCUCCCCGAGAAGCUCGACACCCUCUACGGCUUCAUCAAGGCCAACCUCCGCUCCAAGAUCAUCGUCUUCUUCUCCUCCGGCAAGCAGGUCCGCUUCGCCUACGAGUCCUUCAGACACCUGCAGCCCGGUAUCCCCCUCCUCCACCUCCUCGGCAAGCAGAAGCAGCUGCAGCGCAUGGAGAUCACGAAACGCUUCGCCGAGGCGAACCACUCCUGCCUCUUCGCCACCGACGUCGUCGCCCGCGGCGUCGACUUCCCCGCCGUCGACUGGGUCGUACAGGUCGACUGCCCCGAGGACGCCGACACCUACAUCCACCGCGUCGGCCGUACAGCCCGCUACGAGCGCGACGGCAAGGCCGUGCUCUUCCUCGACCCCAGCGAGGAGGCCGGCAUGAUCAAGCGCCUCGAGGCCAAGAAGGUGCCCGUCAACAAGAUCACCGUCAAGGAGAGCAAGAAGAAGAGCAUCACGAACCAGCUGCAGAGCAUGUGCUUCCAGAACCCAGACCUCAAGUACCUCGGUCAGAAGGCCUUCAUCAGCUACGUCCGCUCCGUGCAUCUCCAGAAGGACAAAGAGGUCUUCAAGUUCGACGAGCUCGACCUCGACGCCUACGCCGCCAGCCUGGGACUCCCCGGAGCGCCGCAGAUCAAGCUGCGCAAGGGCGAGGACGCCAAGAAGAUCAAGAACGCCCCGCGCGCCGGCAUGUCCUCCGACGAAGAGAACUCCGACUCGGACGCGCCCAAGAAGCCCAAGAAGCAGGAGGUCCGCACAAAGUACGACCGCAUGUUCGAGCGAACCAACCAGGACGUCCUCUCCGGCCACUACACCAAGCUCGUCGCCAACGGCGAAGUCUCCGGGCCCGCGAUCGACGACAACGACGAAGACGACUUCCUCUCCGUCAAGCGCGUGCUCAACGACGACGCCCUCGACGCCGAGUCCGCCAACGCACCGGGCGCCAAGCCCAAGGUCAUCGCGUACGGCGACCAGCAGUUCAUCGUCGACUCGAAGCGGCGCGAGAAGGCGCUCUCGUCCAAGAAGAAGAUGCUCAAGUUCAAGGGCCGCGGCACGAAGCUCGUCUUCGACGAGGACGGCAACGCGCACCAGAUCUACGAGCUGCAGAACGAGGACGACUUCAAGCAGGAGGGCCCCGCGGAGGAGCUGCGCCAGAAGUUCGUCGAGAGCGAGACGGCGCGCGUCAAGGAGGCGGACAUGGACGACAAGGAGCUCGCGAGGGAGAAGAGGAGGGAGAAGCGCCUCAAGCGCAAGCUGGCGGAGAAGGAGGAGCGGGAAGGCGGCGCGGCGGAGGGGCCGCGGGUCGGUGGUGGAGACGGGGGCGACGACGAGGAUCCGUUGGCGCUGCUGCGGUCGCUGCCGAUUGCCGGGGACAGGAGCGGCGGGGAGGAGUCCGAGGACGAGAGGCCGAAGAAGAAGACCAAGAAGUGGUUCCAGGACGACUCGGACGAAGAGAGGGAGAAGGCCAAGAAGGCGAAGAAGGGCGGAAAGGUGUUGGAGAUCGACCGCGAGCCGGAAACGCUGGAGGACCUCGAGGCCCUGGCUGCGGGCUUGUUGAAUUAA